This is a messenger RNA of Hirundo rustica (Barn swallow), 1335 nucleotides long. RefSeq names its product methyltransferase 18, RPL3 N3(tau)-histidine (gene METTL18). Gene Ontology annotation, molecular function: protein-L-histidine N-tele-methyltransferase activity. Gene Ontology annotation, biological process: peptidyl-histidine methylation, to form tele-methylhistidine. The coding region runs from base 258 to 1310 and encodes 350 amino acids. Lineage: Eukaryota; Metazoa; Chordata; Aves; Passeriformes; Hirundinidae. The transcript is spliced from 2 exons. The record is from RefSeq and is a predicted model, not a curated record.
CCGGAGCCCCUCACCCGGCCCGCACGGCAGCGGGGCCGCUCCGCAGGCUGGGAUUGCGACCUUUGAAACGCUGAGGCUGAAAUGCGAGUUUUAGCGGAAUGGGCAGCUGUCCGGAUUUCUUUGCCUGUGCCUAUGCAGUUCUUCUGGCUCUUGGCAAGACAUCUGAUACUGCACCAGCGGAAUACUGUCCUGCAACAAUACCUACAUAAAAACUGGCUUUAAUAAGUUAAGCUUUUUAAAAACUGUUAUUCUUGAAAAUGGAUUUUCAAUUUAAUUUUGCUGUUGAUGAAAAUGAGAACAGUGAGACAGAUGCUGACUUUUUACUGCUGUGCUCUCCAAAACACAAGCAGGAAUCAAAAGAAAAGAGCAGGGAAAAUGCCGAUCCUGCAGCAGACUCCAGCCCGAAGCUGGCUCCUGCUAAGCACCAGGAUGAGACCGCUCCAGAGAAAAACCACUGUGUGAAAGCUGCCAAGGAGCACAGCAUUCCCGAAGAUCUCAACAAAGUUUUGGAAAAUAAAGUCAUGGAAACAGUAUUGGACCUGUCUCACGUAAAGCUAUCUGUAGUGGAAAUGACAUGCUCGGGUGACGCCGACAGCGAAGGCAUCGUGUCCAAAAGUGUUUCUUCUCACUCUGAUCUCAUCCCAGGAGUCUACGAAGGAGGGUUGAAAAUCUGGGAAUGCACCUUUGAUCUCAUGGACUACUUUUCGGAGGCUGAAAUAGAAUUUACCAACAAGACUGUGUUGGAUCUUGGCUGCGGGGCUGGAUUGCUGGGAAUUGCUGCUUUACGGGGUGAAGCUGCCAGAGUCCAUUUUCAGGACUACAACAGCACAGUGAUUGAUGAAAUAACCUUGCCUAACGUGGUGGCCAACUGUACCAGUGAAGGCAGGAGGAUGAGCAGUGGGAAAGACAGAAAAGCCAGCAAGCCUCCUUCAAAGAAGCCCAGGAAAGCAGAGGGCUCACCUGAUAUGCUCAACAGGUGCAGAUUUUUUUCUGGAGAGUGGUCUCAAGUCAGCCAGCUCCUGUUAAACAGCAACAAACCCUGUUCAAAGUACGAUGUAAUUCUCACCUCUGAGACCAUCUAUAACCCUGACUACUACAGUGCUCUGCAUGAUACACUGGCUCAGCUCUUGGAUAGAAAUGGCCGUGUGUAUUUGGCAAGCAAAGUGCAUUAUUUUGGAGUUGGUGGUGGUAUCUAUCUCUUUGAGAAAUUCAUUGAAGAGAAAAACGUGUUUAGAACCAGUAUGGUUAAAACGAUUGAUCAGGGACUACAGCGAUGCAUUAUGGAAAUUGCCUUUAAAAAUACCUGUUAAAAUUAAACUACUAAUCUUCCAAAAA